AACACAUGUAGUACUUUCAUAGUUCCCUAGUUCCAUGUAUGUCCGUAUAUUUUCAUUUUAGACUAUGGAGAAACAACCACCAGCACCAGCACCGGCACGUAGUGUUCCUCUGCCGUCGGCUUAAAAUGAAGACGAUCGCCUCACCACCAAUUUAGCCCUACCAAUUUACGACCUCGCUCCACCCUAAAUCAAGAUCACAACACACCCGCAAAUCAAUAAUGAAACCCACUUCUGUCACUCCUCGUUCCCCUUUUCCCACUCAACUUUGUUCUCUCCGUCGGACCCAUAUUCUCUCUCUAGUGUCUAUCUCUACACCAUCACCACCGUUUCUUCGUUUCUUCUCCGUUCGUUGUAAUUCCUCGACUCCUUCUCCUACCACUGUAAAUUUCAAAGUCCCCAAGGAAAAUUUUGUUAUUAAAGACGAUGUUGCAAUCGAGAACUUUGAGGUUGAAGUUGGGAAUCCUAAGUUUCCGUCUUAUCCUUUUCCGGCUAGAUUAAGCUUAAGCGAUCAGGCUUUCUUUCUUUUAACCUUCAUCGCUUGCACGGCUACAGCUGCAUUCACUGGCUUUGUUAUGGCAGCUGUUCCAACACUAUAUGCGAUGAGUAGAGCUGCAAUUUCUUUUGCAAAGUUGGCAGAUACUGCUCGUGAGGAACUUCCUAGUACAAUGGCUGCAAUCAGGCUCUCUGGCAUGGAAAUCAGUGAUCUUACACUCGAGCUUAGUGACUUGAGCCAGGAGAUCUCUGAUGGGGUAAACAAGUCUGCUCAAGCUGUGCAAGCAGCAGAGGCUGGAGUCCGACAAAUCGGUUCUCUGGCUCGACACAAAACUAUGUCAAUGAUCGAGGAAAGAGCAAGCCUUCCGGUCAUCUCAAUACAACCGGUUGUUGCUGGGGUCGCCAACAAGACUUCACAGGCUGUUGGCCACGCCACCAAAACCUUUAUGAAUAUCAUAUCUGGAACUGGAACUGACUCCACCCUAGACAUCUAAUUCUCUCUGUUUUUUUUUUCCGUUUUAUGAGAUCAUGGAGCCCUAGACAUCUAUAAAUUUUUUUUAAUACUUUUAGAAAUCACACAGCAUGUAUAGUUUUAAUAAACAUCUUCAACUAUUAUUAUACAUUCC
Lactuca virosa is the source of this 1118-nucleotide messenger RNA. The record is from the annotation of a GenBank genome assembly. NCBI's taxonomy places the organism in Eukaryota, Viridiplantae, Streptophyta, Magnoliopsida, Asterales, Asteraceae.